UCGAAUCAUGUCUGAAGAUGCUAACAUGGUACCGGCGCGCGCCAAAAAAUGGGAGAUUCCGAUAUUCGUUUUCUUCAGAGAGGCUAGGCACGUUUUCAAAAGGGACGAGCUUGGAAUGGAAAUACUGCGUAUUGCAUUUCCAGCUGCCUUGGCUUUGGCUGCUGAUCCUAUAGCUUCUUUAAUCGAUACAGCUUUUAUCGGUCAUUUAGGUCCCGUAGAAAUCGCGGCGGUAGGAGUUUCGAUUGCGAUAUUCAACCAAGCAUCGAAAGUGACGAUAUUCCCACUUGUUAGUAUCACUACUUCAUUUGUUGCUGAGGAAAACACUGUCAAAAGAAUCAACGACGAGCAUCAAAAGAACGAGGAGUUAGAGAAAGGAAUGUCGUCCAAAUCAAUUUCGACGUCAGAAAAUCGAAAAGACGAAGCCGAUCAAGAAAAUGAAUCGAAAACAAACAAAUGCAAGUCUCUAGAAGCUUCCGGAAGCAGCAAUCCGCAAAACGAGGAAACAAAAAACGAGCGUCGACGGAAUAUUCCGUCGGCAUCAACAGCACUAGCUCUUGGUGUUGUGCUUGGACUCCUUCAGACAAUAUUCCUCGUCUUUCUUGCAAAACCAUUCUUAAGUGUCAUGGGUGUGAAAUCUGGAUCUCCAAUGUUAGAGCCUGCACAAAAGUAUCUAACAAUAAGGUCACUUGGGGCACCAGCAGUUCUCCUUUCGUUAUCGAUGCAAGGCGUUUUUCGAGGUUUUAAGGAUACGAAAACUCCUCUCUACGCUACGGUUGCUGGAGAUUUAAUGAACAUAAUAUUGGAUCCAAUAUUCAUAUUCGUUUGUCGAUUAGGUGUUAGUGGUGCAGCCAUUGCUCAUGUUCUCUCACAGUACUUAAUCACUCUGAUUCUGUUGAUCCAAUUAAUGAAACAAGUUGAUUUAUUACCACCAAGCCUCAAAGAUCUGCAAUUCAGCAAGUUUCUCAAGAAUGGUUUCUAUUUACUAGCAAGAGUUAUAGCGGCGACUAUAUGCGUGACACUAGCCGCGUCGAUGGCUGCAAGGCUCGGCCCGAACCCGAUGGCUGCAUUUCAGAUAUGCUUACAGGUUUGGAUGACAUCGUCACUUCUUGCUGAUGGUUUAGCAGUUGCUGGACAGGCAAUCCUAGCUUGUGCAUUUGCUGAGAAAGACUAUCAAAAAGCAACGGCUGCUGCGGCCCGAGUACUGCAGAUGGGAUUCGUAUUAGGAUUAGGACUUGCCGUCUUCGUUGGAGUUGGUCUUCAAUUCGGAUCGGGAAUAUUUUCCAAGGACAAAAACGUCAUUCAUAUGAUCGCUAUAGGCGUUCCGUUUGUGGCAGCUACACAACCUAUAAACUCGUUGGCGUUUGUCUUCGACGGUGUCAAUUUUGGAGCAUCCGAUUUCGCAUACUCGGCGUACUCCAUGGUUCUUGUUUCUAUAGUAAGCAUUGGAUCCUUGUUUAUGUUGUCCAAAAGUAAUGGCUUUGUUGGAAUUUGGCUUGCUCUAACCAUAUACAUGGGCUUAAGAACAUUUGCUGGCUUUUGGAGAAUGGGAACAGGAACAGGGCCAUGGCAGUUUCUCAAGGGUCGAGUUUCGUCACCGAACAAAUAAUCGUAGAAUUUUAUAUUAAAAAAAAUGCAAAAUAAAAAUUCCAACUUUAUGAGACGACGUUUAUUCGUCCAUCCUUUUUUUUUUGGUGUUGAUUAUGUUGUUCUUAGGGUUUUUUUUUUUUUUUUUUUCUGUAUACUUAUGUCCUUCGAUAUGCUCGUAUAUUUACGCGGUAUAACGAAUAGAUGUUAUGUGAAUAAAAGAAUAUGUUUUUGAUGACUCAAAA
Molecule: messenger RNA, 1829 nt
Organism: Erythranthe guttata (spotted monkey flower)
Lineage: Eukaryota; Viridiplantae; Streptophyta; Magnoliopsida; Lamiales; Phrymaceae
Product: protein DETOXIFICATION 43
Biological process (GO): transmembrane transport
Cellular component (GO): membrane
Molecular function (GO): antiporter activity; citrate transmembrane transporter activity; xenobiotic transmembrane transporter activity
Source: RefSeq, a predicted model, not a curated record